Penicillium vulpinum is the source of this 1329-nucleotide messenger RNA. Its product is annotated as F-box protein. The record is from RefSeq and is a predicted model, not a curated record. The transcript has 3 exons. NCBI's taxonomy places the organism in Eukaryota, Fungi, Ascomycota, Eurotiomycetes, Eurotiales, Aspergillaceae. Gene Ontology annotation, molecular function: protein binding. Bases 1 to 1329 code for a protein of 442 amino acids.
AUGGCAGCUAUCAACGGUCCUAACAAGCAACAAAGCGACAAAGGUCCCAACGACCAGCCAGUUGACGACAGGCAGCCGUCUCCACCCGCAGGUCAAUUUUCAUUUAUUGAGAAAUUGCCCGCUGAGAUCAUUCAAGAUAUUGCAUCUUAUCUUUCAGCUUCAGAUCUCGCGUGCCUCGGUGCCACUUCCCGGACCCUCUUUGAGCAUGGAUCGACUGAGUUUCUAUGGGCCAACCUGGUGAAUGCAAGACUACCCACUCCUAUCCAGGACCCGGGUCCCUUUCAGUCAUUUCGUCGUCUCUAUCUUGCAUUUUACCCAUGUUGGUUCAUUCCCCAAUACAAGAUCUGGUUCGGAGACAAUGAUCACACGGGGGUACUGAUCCUAGCUCGCUAUGACAACCACCGGGGUGUGAUCAAAGGAUACCGCAUCGUUGCCGAACGUGGUCUUCCAGAAUUUCAAAUAUGGAUGUCAAACCCAGAAGUUAUGAUCCACUGUUUUGACCCCAGUGUUCAUCUGGCGUUGGAUGAUCCUGUCUUGCUUAUCAACGACCCGGAUCCGACCUCCCCAACAGCCCCAAUCCAAUCCUUUAAAUCGAUACCAGAGGAGAGACGUAUGCCCGUGGCUUCGGAUUCACGGCACAUAUACACCUCGCUGUCGUUUUGCUGUGAAUUUACCUCUCAAGCACCUUUGGUCAGACCCAAUGUGAUUUGGCCACCACAAACCAUCCCGAGCAAAGCACGCACACUUCGUGAUUUGAGAAACUCACCCUCGCUGAAUGUGAAACAUUUGUCAGAAUUGUCGGAAUCGUUAUUCCGUGUCAGGAAGUGGGCAAACCCAGGGCUUACGUUGUCACCGGUGCCACACAAAGCGAGUGUGACUUACUCAACUCUGGAUCCCGUUCUUUACACCCCCACUCCAGAGAAACCCUACCAGGGAAUUUGGGUUGGAGACUACAAAGCCCAUGGGUGCGAAUUCCUUCUUUUUCUUCAAAGAGACAGAGUGAGCCCACUACAUGGUAGAAGAUCGUCAAAGAUAAUUGACACCCAGGAGGAGAUUAGACAUCGAGGCCCAUUGGAAGGUAUCAAACUAACAGGUGACUCUAAUGUUCCUCGUGGCCAGCUCUCGUUUAUUGCCGAUGACCUUGGUUCCAGAGGCUUGAUUAAUAUCGGGACGGAUGAGCCUUUCGUUGGGGCACGAAUUGUGCACACUUACAUUGACUCCCGAUUGAUUCUUAUCUCCCCUGACCUCGUGGGUCUUUACUGGAAGGAGAUAGGCCAUAUCUCCUAUUACCGCCGUGUGGACAUUGACGCUCUGCUACAUACUAUGUAG